Messenger RNA from Malus domestica (apple), 1957 nucleotides. NCBI's taxonomy places the organism in Eukaryota, Viridiplantae, Streptophyta, Magnoliopsida, Rosales, Rosaceae. The record is from RefSeq and is a predicted model, not a curated record.
GUCUCAUCAAGAUCACAAACUCUCGUCGUUAGAUCGCGGUUUGCUAACCUUUUCACGCACAAAUCUUCCGUCGUAUUGUUCAACUCUUGUUCCAUCUGCACAAAGUCGUCAAACGAGAUGUCACCAUAACCCUAGAUGAUCGCAAUUGGUUACAGAAAUUCACAUAAAGUGUUCGUAUCGUAUGUAUGGUUUCAAAUUUUGAUAUAAUAAUUGUUCACUGAAAAACCAUUGAACUUGUUUGUACCUCGUUGCCGUUAUUUUCAUUGAGGGAAGCCCUUUUCAUUUGGAGGUUCAGUGAGUACGAGUGAGGAUUAACGAGAUAUGAACUCGUAUGAAGAUGCUGCGAAUCAAUUUGUCUGCAAUCCUCUUUUGGCCCCGGCCAGACGUGAAAAUGCACCGUUGUUACAGGCUUCUCAGACGAGUAACGGUGGGGCAGGCUCGAAGUUGAUGGUGGAUUCACAUCGCGCCCACAGGCUAGAAAUCUGCAUGAAGAGGACAGUGAGAGUAAGAUAGAAAAUGUAGCACAACCGCCACCCGAGAGGGUAAGGGAUAGGCGGGACUGCACAGAGUGCUUUGGCAUGAAGAUCAUGUUGCAAAAAGAUAUGCUGUGAGCUGGUCGGAUGCUUGAAGGACUAGCAAAAGCUCCAAUCUCUCACACACAGCCUCAUCGAGAAUUGAGUCAUCUGGUUAUUGUUUCAUGUGACAUACCAGAGUCGAAGACUCUGGUAAAGCAGAUGCCGAAUGCCCUUCAAGGCAAUGGUGCCGAAGAUUCCAACCACAGCGAAGGUGAAGAUCAAUGGAAUCCUGCAGGUAAGCUUGACAGCAUGGAAUCUGGUCUUACAUCGGAAAUCAAUCGUAUGAAAUUGAAGAACAUUGAAAACUUAGUUCUGAAGCUUAGACGAUUGAACUAUAAUCACGAUGAAGCAAGAACAUACUACAUUGCAUCGCUCUGCGAGAACACAAAUCCAGACCACAGAUACAUUUCUGAGAUAUUGUUAGCUUCAGGCCUCCUACUCAGAGACCUCGGCUCCAGCUUGACAACAUUUCAGCUCCAUCCCUCAGGCCAUCCCAUCAACCCUGAGUUGUUCUAUGUUUUGGAGCAAACCAAGGCAAGCAGUUUGCUUGCAAAAGAAGAAUGCAUCCCUGAUAAGGUAACCCUUGCAAAGCAAGAGAAAGAGAAAUCUCAUCGAAAACUCAUAUUUGACGCUGUCAAUGAGAUUGUUGUUCACAAGUUGGAUUCAGCUGGUAUCUCUCCCGUCCACGGCGGAGCCAGCAUGGGAUCACUGGUUGUCCUUGACUCCAAUAACUUCAAAAAUCUCAUGUAUAUUUGUUUGUAUAUUGUAUUUGACGCGUAUAAACAGCUAAAACAAACUAAAUUACAACCUUAUUUUCCUAUAUGUCUAUUUUCUUCUAUCACAUUUGUCUUCCUUUUCUCUCCUCUUGCAUGAAGUACUUUAGUCGAAAAACCUUGACAGUCUUCAACAUUACUCCAUAAUAUCCUGCAUCUACCCUUAACAAGCUUCUGCAAAUAAGAAUAGUUGUCGAUAUAUGUUGGCAUAAACUUUCAGCAUAUGUUGACAAGAAUUGACAGGUACCUACUAGGUGCUUGACGAGAUGGCCCAAUGAAGCUUUUUGGUUGAUAAUAUGACCCUAGUAUUUGAAAAUCCUGGCUACGCCACUCCCUCCCGUGCGAUGGUUGAAGCCUAACAAGCUCGCAAAGAAGACCGUCAACGCACAAAAACUUCUGAAGGAACUGUCUAGCGAGAUAGAACAAUUGCAAGCCAAGAAACCGGAGUGCAGCUUAGAGGACGAGGAUGAUGGUUUGAAAAACAUACAGUGGGAGGAUGUGGUGCAAACCGGUCAGAAAGCUGGACAGUUUUUCCAUGGUGACACGUCCGGAGUAGUGUUAGAUGUUGAACGAUUGAUCUUCAAGGACCUGGUUAACGAAAUCGUUAUU